AUGCCCCUUAUGACGACCAGCGUGCGCUCGCAUUCUGAAGGCUUCGGCGAUCCAUUAUCAGUUCUUCAGCCUGUCUCCCCCGGAAAGGAGGAACGUCACCCCAAUCCGAGCAACGAGGAUUUGUCUCCCAAGCAUCCAGACAGAGUCCAGCCAGAUCCUGCGAAAUGGGCGCAGACUGCCGGCUUGCCAGCGGUCGAGGAUGACUCAAGCAUUCAUGACAAAGAUGUGGUGCUUGACAAGCAUGUUGUGUUCGAAGUUCCGGCCCAUUCCCCAGCAAAGCGCACCGUUGAUCUGCAUGCAGCCAAGAACACCCGCCAGAAAGAUCUUCAAGAGAAUCAAGACAGAUAG
Messenger RNA from Puccinia graminis f. sp. tritici CRL 75-36-700-3, 348 nucleotides. RefSeq lists its product as uncharacterized. The coding region runs from base 1 to 348 and encodes 115 amino acids. The record is from RefSeq and is a predicted model, not a curated record. NCBI's taxonomy places the organism in Eukaryota, Fungi, Basidiomycota, Pucciniomycetes, Pucciniales, Pucciniaceae. The transcript is spliced from 4 exons.